UAUGUGAACAGAGUUCGGCCCGGGAGCAAGAUCUGUCCUGUAGAUUUUUGGGGAAGCUCUCCCGAGGAUCUUUUCGUGCUCACCAUGGCUUUUGGGGAACUCUUGGAACAAGUCGGUGGCAUGGGACGUUUUCAAUAUAUUCACACUCUCCUGCUGACCAUCCCGGUUUUGUUCAUGGCCAGUCAUAACCUUCUCCAGAACUUCACGGGCGCUAUCCCAGGACACCGUUGCCAGGUGCGCCUCGCCUCCAACGGCAGCGAGUACCCCAAUACCACUCACCUGCGAGGCGCUGGCCAGCUUCUCCGGCUCAGCAUCCCUCUGGAUCGCAAGCAACAGUUGGAAAAAUGCAGGCGCUUCACGGACCCUCAGUGGUAUCUCCUCAACGCCAGCGUCACCCGGGUGAACGAGACGGAAACCGAGCCCUGCGCCGAUGGAUGGUUUUACGACCAAACUCAGUUUACGUCCACCAUCGUCAGCGAGUGGGACCUGGUGUGCGAACGGCGUAAGCUUCGGGAGAUGGCGCAGUCCAUUUACAUGGCGGGGGUGCUGAUCGGCGCGCUGGUCCUAGGCGGGCUGGCUGACAGAUUUGGCCGCCGAGCGCUCACCAUCUGGUCUUUUUUCCAAAUGGCCGUGACGGGAACCUGCGCUGCUUUCUCGCCCAAUUACGCCUCUUAUUGUUUCUUCCGCUUCCUGACCGGCAUGGCGCUUUCAGGGUUCGGCCUUAGCAUCGCCUGUUUGAUCGUGGAAUGGAUUCCCACCCAGCACCGGACAAUCACCAUUGCCCUCACCGGCUUGUCUUAUACUGUGGGGCAAAUCCUCCUGGCGGGCUUGGCCUACUCCAUCCGGGACUGGCGUUGGUUGCAGGUGGCCGUUUCGGCACCGUAUUUGCUCUUCCUCCUUUAUUCCUGGUGGUACGCUGAAUCGGCUCGUUGGCUGAUCCAGUCCGGCCAGGCCAGUAAGGCCGUUGGGGUUCUCCAGAGAGUGGCCAGGAUCAACAAAAAGCAGGAAGCGGGUGAAAGAAUCACCACCGAGGUUUUGCUUUCCAGUAUGGAGAAGGAAUUGUCUUCGUGCAAAUCCACCUACACCAUUUCUGACUUGGUGCGCACCCCGGCCGUCCGUCGCAUUUUCUUCUGCCUCUCCAUGGUGUGGUUCUCUGUCAGCUUCUCCUACUACGGGCUGGUCAUGGACCUCCAAAAUUUUGGGGUCAGCAUUUACCUCAUCCAGGUAAUUUUCGGCGCGGUGGAUUUUCCCGCCAAAUUGGUCGUCACAAUCACCAUGAGCUACAUUGGACGGAGGGUCAGCCUCACCGCCUUCCUGCUGACCGCCGGCACCAUCAUCAUCACCAACUUAUUCGUGCCCUUGGAAAUGCAGACCCUACGGACGGCUCUGGCGGUCAUCGGCAAAGGCUGCCUCUCGGCGGCUUUCAACUGCGUCUUCCUCUUUACGACCGAACUCUAUCCGACUCCUAUCAGACAGACCGGCCUGGGUUUCGGCAGCACGAUGGCCCGCGUAGGCGGCAUGGUCUCCCCAAUGACCAGCAUUUUAGGGGAUUAUUACUCCUUCCUUCCCCCCGUUGUGUUCGCGCUUCCCAUCUUGGCCGGAAUUAUCGCCUGUCUUCUGCCGGAGACUUUGAAUGUCCCGUUGCCGGAUACGAUCGAAGAUGUUGAGAACAGAUCCAAAAAGACAAAAAAGAAGAGCGAGGAAGAGAUUGCCCAAGAGAAAAUCUUGCUUCAGAGGCAGGAAAAAGUUUUGUUCAAAGAGACUUGCCUGUCCAUCAUGGGCUUCACAGAGAUCUUAGAACACGUUGGCAGCAUGGGACGCUUCCAAAUCGUCUACGUGACUCUCGUCUCCAUUCCGGUGCUGAUGAUGGCUUGUCAUAUGAUGCUGCAGAACUUUACCGCAGGGACGCCGGAUCACCACUGCGCCACUAGCCGCGACGCCGCUCCCAGAAACCGGAGUUCCGAAGACGAGGCUCUCCUUGUGGUCUCCCUUCCCAUGGAUGAAAACCGAAAGCCAGCAGAGUGUCGCCGUUUCCGCCAGCAGCAGUGGUGGCGUCCGAAUGGCACCGCAGAGAACGAAACUCAGAUGGAAACCGAACCAUGUGGAGACGGAUGGGUGUACAACCGAAGCAUCUUCCACCAGACGAUUGUGACCGAGUGGGAUCUGGUUUGUUCCUCCCGGACACUAAAGCAAAUGGCUCAGUCGAUUUAUAUGGCUGGAGUUUUAGUCGGCGGGAUCUUAUUCGGCGGCCUCUCGGACAGAUUCGGUCGCCGGCCGGUCCUCUUGUGGUGUUACCUGCAGCUGGGCGUAUCCGGCACAGCGACUGCGUUCUCUCCCCAAUUCAGCGUCUACUGCGUCCUCCGUUUUCUCUGCGGGAUGGCUUUCUCGGGCAUCGUGCUCAACGGCGUCUCUCUGUGUGUGGAGUGGACGCCCACUAAGACCCGGGCAGUGCUGGGCACCAUCAAUGGCUGUGCGUACACCACUGGGCAGCUCGUCCUGGCCGGCCUGGCGUACACUUUCCGAGAUUGGCACCACUUACAACUGGCGGUCUCUCUACCAUUUUUCUUUUUCUUCUGUUAUUCUUGGUGGCUUUCUGAAUCAGCUCGCUGGCUGAUAACAGCCGGGAAGCUUGAACGGGCCGUGACGGAGCUCAAGAGGGUGGCCCAAAUGAACAGGAAAGAGGAAGCUGCUGGAAAGCUCAAUGUUGAGUUUCUGAGAUCCAGGAUGAAGGAGGAAUUGGCCUCCAUGACAUCUAAGGCUUCGGUGCUCGACCUGGUUCGGACUCCCACCAUGCGCCGGAUCUCCCUCUGCGUCUGCUUUGUCUGGUUCUCCACCAGUUUCGCUUAUUAUGGGCUGGUGAUGGACUUGCAGAAUUUCGGGGGCAACAUCUACCUGAUCCAACUCUUUUUCGGAGCGGUUGACUUCCCGGCCAAGUUUAUUUCGGUCCUCACCAUCAGCUACAUUGGGCGCCGGUUUACCCAAGCCAUUGCCCUCAUCUUGGCUGGGUUAACCAUCCUGGCCAACAUCUUCAUCCCUCAAGAUAUGCAGGCACUUCGGACUACCGUGGCUGUUUUCGGGAAGGGCUGCUUAGGCGCCUCGUUCAACUGCAUCUAUUUAUAUACCGGAGAACUUUAUCCGACGGUCCUUCGGCAAACCGGGAUGGGUCUCAGCAACACCAUGGCGCGCAUAGGAGGCAUCGUGGCGCCGGCGGUGAAGAUGACAGGAGAAUAUAUCCCAUUCCUGCCCAAUCUUAUCUAUGGUGCGGCUCCCAUCAUAUCUGGAAUCGUGGCGGCCUUCUUGCCAGAAACUCGUAACAUCCCCUUGCCAGAAACGGUAGAGCAGGUGGAGAACAGAUCACGGAAUAAGAGCCAGAAACUGGACUCCCAGCAAACAGAGGGCCUCUUGCUCUCCAGCAAGCCCAAAAGCCAGAAAAUCAGUGCUUAAGGAGGAGAAAAAUAUUGAUUUCAGGACCUACCUGUGCAGGAAGAUCUGUGAGGACCGAGAACAGUGUCACGCUUGGAACAAUAUACCCUCCUGAGCUGUAGAGGUGGAAGCAACCACGGAGAUGAAGGAGACCAAUAAUAUUCUGGAUUUACAGGGGGGGAAAAAAAUAGAAGCUAUUUGGAAGAUAUUC
Messenger RNA from Pantherophis guttatus, 3634 nucleotides. NCBI's taxonomy places the organism in Eukaryota, Metazoa, Chordata, Lepidosauria, Squamata, Colubridae. The record is from RefSeq and is a predicted model, not a curated record.